Agrilus planipennis (emerald ash borer) is the source of this 1908-nucleotide messenger RNA. Its product is annotated as vasoactive intestinal polypeptide receptor 1-like. The record is from RefSeq and is a predicted model, not a curated record. The coding region runs from base 1 to 984 and encodes 327 amino acids. Gene Ontology annotation, cellular component: membrane. Gene Ontology annotation, molecular function: G protein-coupled receptor activity. Gene Ontology annotation, biological process: cell surface receptor signaling pathway; G protein-coupled receptor signaling pathway. The transcript is spliced from 6 exons. NCBI's taxonomy places the organism in Eukaryota, Metazoa, Arthropoda, Insecta, Coleoptera, Buprestidae.
AUGGAGACAUUUUAUACAACGAGACUUCAUCCGUUCGUGAGCCUGAACGCCUCGUCCGUGGAAUCACUAUUUAAUGAAGAAAGCAUCCUGUCCCUCCUAGUUGUUAUAGGGAGCAGUUUGUCACUUGUUGGUCUCGUAUUCGCCUUUAUUACCUACAGCUUGUUCUCCGACCUCCGCAACCUUUCCGGAACAGCUUUAAUGAACCUCCUUGCGGCCCUUUUCAUGACUCAACUUCUCUACGUCUUUGGCGUGGGAGGAAUUACAGAUAACGAGCUUUGCAUAGCGCUGGCAUUUUCGCUGCAAUAUUCCCGACUGUGCGUGCAAUUCUGGCUACUGGUAAUGACAAACCACAUGUUCAAUCAUUUCCGUACAAACCUCAAUCUUGUAACUGCAGUCGAAAACAAACCCAACAACAGAUUCAUGUGGUAUUCCAUCAUCGGCUGGGGAGUUCCUGCAAUGUUCCUUGGAAUAGGAAUUUAUCUGCAUUAUGAGUUUGUCGACGAAAAUCUCAUCGAAUUAAAACAUCAAAACUGCUGGCACAAGUCGUUAACAAAAUACAAAACAUGUUUAAAAUUAAGAAUAUGUUUGGUGAUCCGAAAGUCCAUCGUUGUCGAGAAAAACGUUUGUGAAUGUACAGAGAAAGGCCAGUCCGAGCCUGAUAGGAUCACACAGAUCGCACUCGUGCUGGUCUUUACGAACAUUGUGUCCGUGUUGGCAAAGUUCUUCCAUUCGGAAUGGCUCUGGCUUCUCUACAACUUCGUUCAAAGUCUACAGGGCAUUAUCAUUUCAGUCUUGGUUACGUGCAAUUGUCGCAUUAUAAAGAUCUAUUCGCGUUCAUUCAGCAAGAGACCAGCAAAAUGCAUCGCCACCUCUAGAACUAACAUAGCGUCGGAAGCCCAAAAACUUCUCAAGAUGAGUUCGUCCAUAUCAAAGUCGUCGAGCUUACAACUUCUUACUUUAGAAGCGUCACCUUACGCCGUCUAAUCCAGACGUUUGAAAAGGCGUGAAAAGAUUCAUUACUUACUAGCGAAAAGUUGUACGGAUUUUUCUUUUGAAAUACUGUUGUAUACCUUCCGAUUACUUGCAAAUUUUGAAGUUAAUCCCUGUUUUAAAAAUUCAUAUUAAGAAUAAUUUUAUAAACUCGUUUAUACAAACUUGUUAUAUUAAGCAAAAAUUGCAAAAAAAAAACUUGACAAAACAGCUUGACUGCAUCUCAAAGCUGGCUGAAUGAUCACGUAUUUGUUCGUAGGUAAUACAUCUUCUGUUCGAUAUUAAUUAUAACAAAUGAAUAAUAAUGCACAUAAAAAAACUAUGUCACAAGAUGAUGAUAAAACCUUAAGUCAAAAAAUUAUUAGAAACUCUUGAAAAGCGUUUCGUUCUCCAGGUUAACAUCUACAAAAGAGAAACACCACCUACACUUACCGUUAAUUAUUUUUGAUAGUAAAAAACAAACCCUCUUUACUUGAUAAAAAGUAAUCUCAAAAAGGUGUGAUCAAGAAUAUGUAGCCCGAGCUAAAGAACGUUUUAAAAAUGGUGCAUUUUUCAACCUAAUAGGAGUUCAUUCCUCAUAAUUUGUGUUUAAUAUUGUACAACAAAUAUUUUCCGAGCAUCUAUUUCUUAAUACAUAGGUGCUAAAGUUUCAGGAAAAAUACAGCAGGAAUUUCAAAUUUCAUUUCAUUUUCUGAAACCUUUGGAUAAGAUUUAAACGGUUGACUUUUCGCUAGUACAGGAGAGUAAAAACAUUAAUAAAACGCGAAAUUAUUGUUACAUGUGUACAUGUUCUUGUAAGUUAAUGUAUAAAUCACUUUAUGUAUUUAAAGGUUGUAAAGAAGCAUAAGCUGAUAUAGAUUUGUAAAAAAACAACACAAAAUAUCAUCCAAUUCUGUAAAUAAAUUGCAUCUGUGUUUA